GAGAAAAUGUCUGCCGCCUCGGACUGCUCGCUGCUGAAGACUCUUCUGUGCCCCGUGACUACUCGCUAAACGCGUCUCCUGGGUGACGUUACCACGCCGGUUGUUGGCUCUUGUAAUGGUGGGAUUACUCCAGUAAAUCGUCAGCCGUCAUGAACUUCCCCGGCCUGAAGGAAGACUGCGAGACCCUCCUUAGCCGCUUCCAGGCGACCGACAGCGUGCGCUACGAGGAGUUUCUGGCCAUAUGGAAGGAUAUGCAAUUCUCCAAGAUAUUUGUAGGUGGAAUGAGGACUCUAGAACGGAAUGCGUUUACCGGGGAAGCGUUCUCUAUCGCCUGCUUGUAUUUCCUGCCGCCUUACACCUUCCAGAUCCGCGUCGGCGCUCUCUACCUGCUCUAUGGCCUCUACAGCACGCAGCUUUGUGAACCAAAACGGCAGAUUCGGAUAUCGCUAAAAGACUGGAGUGAAGUUCAAAGUUUCCACCAGGAUCUGAUCAGCGCGAACCAUUUGGAUGCGGCUUACGUCUUCCUGCAGAUGCGUUUAAAGCGCGCCUUCCACUUCACGGCGAUGCCAAAAUUUCUUACGUUCCAGAUCCACAAAAAUACCCCGAAUAGCAGCGGCAGAGAGGAGUUUAAAGAUGUUCAAGACAGAGUGUCAAAUCUGGUGACAUCGGACACCUUGGAGGAAAUACAGAAUAUUCACGAGCAUUACCGGAAAACAAAAUGCUUGAUUUCUGCCGACAAAUCCCAGCCGGACAAGUCUCUGAGUUUGGCGAAGGACGACUUCGUGGACGGCCUCAAAAACUUUGUGACGGAACAUCAGCUGUGGAAACUGGAGAAGAGAACGCCAAAGACUAAAAGCGAUGAAGAAAAGGAAGCCACUUCUCAAGAGUCAGAAGGUUCUGAGAGAGCACGAGCGCUGGCUAGAAUUAAGGCCAAAUCUUAUAAUUCCGUCACAGUGGCCCCGAAGUCCAGGCGGCAUCGUCAGGUCCAGCUGGUUUCUGCAAACACCGACCCAACCGAUUCACAAAAAAGAAAGCGGCCGAGGAGUAGAAAAUCCAGACGGAAAACCUCAAAAGAGAUGGAGGACUCCGAUUCCGACGACGAUUACGAGGUAAGCAGCAAGAAAUCUCAACAUCCCAAAAGCUCAAGAAUGCCUGUAAUUUCCGAGGAGGAAAUGUCAUCCAGCGGAGAGGAAUUUUUAAUCACAAAGCGGAAGAGGACCAAAUAGCAGAAGAGUUCACUAAACGUCACCCCCCCCAUCUCAGUGUUUCUGUAAAUAAAUGUAAAUUUACGUUGCUUUCUUUACCGCCUCGCUUCGGUCUUUUGCUUUUGUGGAGCCGCCUAGAUUCUCAGAGCAUAUAAUAAAUUCUUGU
Spea bombifrons (plains spadefoot toad) is the source of this 1371-nucleotide messenger RNA. RefSeq names its product small nuclear RNA activating complex polypeptide 1 (gene SNAPC1). NCBI's taxonomy places the organism in Eukaryota, Metazoa, Chordata, Amphibia, Anura, Pelobatidae. Gene Ontology annotation, cellular component: snRNA-activating protein complex. The coding region runs from base 150 to 1226 and encodes 358 amino acids. The transcript is spliced from 11 exons. Gene Ontology annotation, molecular function: sequence-specific DNA binding. The record is from RefSeq and is a predicted model, not a curated record. Gene Ontology annotation, biological process: snRNA transcription by RNA polymerase III; snRNA transcription by RNA polymerase II.